CUUCGACUACCUCUUACUUUUACCUCCGUGAGCGGCUUUUUUCCGCUUCUUUUUCUCUCCUUUUCCUCCGUUAUCUCGGGUGCCGCUAGUUCGUCGCAGGAAAGAGACGGAGGGAGAAAGAGAGCGUGGGCGUCAGCCAGGCAGAGAGAUUAUCAUCCCGCAGGCAGAGGUACGCGAAUCGCGCGCGAAACGCAUCGACGCGUAUCCACGGCGAACGGGCCAGGUGUCACUAAGCGGUCCAACCCGCGAUCGGUUCGGCGCAGCUGGAAGACGAGCGUCGCCUCGAAGAGAGGGCAACGAUGGUCGCGAGUGUCCGGUGACGAUACGUGUCCUCGUUCCGCAGUACCUUCGAGUUGUCGCAGCGAUCGUAUAACCGACCGAUCUCCUAACAGUGUCCGCGCAUUUCGCGUUUCGAUCCGGUGCCAACGGAAGAGACUCCACCAACGCAACCUCGACCGUCUCGACGGGCACUCGGACAGACACGGAUCCAGCAGCUCCACGUCCUCCGUCAGGAUAAAUAGGAGAAAACCGCGAGGAAACCACCGGAGGCCGUCGACAUGUGGCUGAAAACAGCGCUCCUGAUAUGUUGCAUCAUCGCGUACACGCUCGCGGACGAUGCGCCUAGAAGCAAGGCCGUAACCGUCGAAGAUUUCGUAACGUCUCACAAACUGCCUGAGAGUGUCGCGAGACCGUCGGAGUAUGACGACGAAGACGAGGACGACGACGUCGUCGACGUAGAGAGGAAAGCGAUCACGAAGGACGGAAAGCACACGAAGAAAGUUAUUCAACGGUUGGAAAGUUUCGAUAAGAAGGCGGCCAAUCUCGAUCCCGUCAGGCGUUUCGAUUCCGGGGACGAUGACAAAACAGACAGUGGCACCGCGAAGCGGCAAGUCCGCGUCGAGCUUGAAAACUUUAGCGACACUGGUGUCCUUCAGGAGACUGGAAUUCGAAGAACAGACGCUUACAAAUCGCGCGUGGAAAAUCAGAGGGACUCCGUGAUUCCUGGGGUUCAUGUCAGCGACGAAUACCCGACUACCAUGAUCCCGGUGUUGACAACGCCACGCGAGGCGCGUGGCUUUGACUUCGUUCCCGUCAACAUCAUUCGCGACGAUGGCAAGGAAACGUCAUUCCGCGACCGAAACUUCGGCGAUUUCAGUGACGUCAGUUUAGUCCCAGCGGGCACGAAUUCGCGAAUUCAGGUAAAAAAAGGGCCAAACGGGAAGGACUACGAAUACGAGUACGUAUAUUAUUACUAUGACGAGGAGGAUGAGAAUAAGGCGGGUUCAACGGACUCGGCCGUCACCAAUUCUUACGACGUUCCUUCUAGAACGACGUCCGCGCCUAGGCGCGGCGGCUCGUCCACCAACAGAAACAAGUACAGUAGCGCGGAAAGGUCGAGCACCGUGGAACCUGCGAGCAACGAAGUGAUCCCGAAUAGAAACGGAAACAGAGGCAGGCAAUUGGUCGAGGCCGAAGACGUGUCCGAGGAAAGACUCCCGACGAAUACCAGAUUUCCACCGAGAUCGCGAUCGAACCAUAAUACCGGAACUACGGAACCGUCUCGAACGCGUGGAAAUCGUCCCAGACCGAGUUUGGACCUCGUCGACUCCAGCAGUUUUCGUACGCAUCAGGAAGGCCCCGAGUUCCCUCAAGUUUUACCGAAGGGACCGCUCAGAUUCCUGGGAGUUACGCCAAAUGAGGAUACCGAGGAAAAAGUAGCACCCAGAGGGCGUGGCAGGCCUCACAGAGUUCAGGAGCCAGCUCCCGUCGAAGAGGAAGUCGAGGAUGCGCCUAUUCCUACGACUAGAAGGAGGCCACUCAGCACCCCAGCACCAGAAGUUGAAACCGAAGCAUCCGACGAACAAGCUUCACGCUCUACCGAGGAGGAUGACAAGGAGGAAACGUCUCCUGUGUCACGGGAGAGGGUUAGAAACAAACAAGCGUCUUCGGAGGUCAAACAAGUUUCCGAGGAAUUGGAUUCUUCUUCGAUUUCGGCGAGCACCGUCUCAGCCGUCACCGAUAGCCCGACCACCGAAUUCCCAUCGGCGAUGGACAAGGUCGCUCUAGACCUGUACGCCUUCGUGCAGCAAGGUCAAAAUAACUUGGUGGAUGCAUCCAGCAGCGAGGCGACCGGAUCCUCGGAUGGAACGACUCCAACGGACGAUGAAACUACUACCGAUCCUGCGACCGCGACGGAAUUGUCGGCCACUACGGUGACUCUCGAACCCACGACAACGACCACCACGACGGAACCACCAACUACCACACCUACGACCACAACUACGACUACCACCACCACUACAACCACGGAACCACCUACCACAACAGCCCAAGCACCCGCUGGAAGAGGAAAGUUCCGAAGGCCUGGCAUCGGAGGAUCCCCGACUUCUCGAAACCGAUUCAAGUCGAACGGAGGUGGUAGCACAACGACCACCGAAGCUUCCGUGGAACCGACGCAACGCACCCGAGGACGUUUCGGCGGAAACGGAUCCAACGGUGGCGGUUACAGAAGACCUCGACCUGGACAGAAGCAACCUGUCGAGGAAGACGCGGUGCAGAAGGAAAGCUCGAGUUCCGUUCAAGCGGAACGACCAUCUGGCACGACUCGCGGAAGGUUCCGCGGCUCUGGAUCAACAAGAACGACCGUCUCGACGACGACGUCCGCCCCGUCCAAUGGCGGAUCGACUCAAUCGUCUAAUGGUCAGACCGGAGUGACGAGACCAUCGUUUAACAAACUGAACAUCAACCGUCUACGUGGCAGACCGACAACCACGGCACCCAGUGCCAGCGAGGAGAGUCAGGAAUCCACCCGUUCGGAAACAGCCAAGGAAACUGCUCAGGAACCAGUCACGGCUGCACCGAAAUCGAACGUACGUUCGAGACUGCCUUCACCUGGAGCUAGACCCGUCAUCAGACCAAGUGGUGCUCGAGUGAAUCUCAGACAGAAACCGGGUCAACCAACGACCACCACGACGACUACGCCAAUCCCUCUUCCCGCGGAUGCCUCGGACGAGACUUCUAUCGAUGAGCCAGCUGGCGAAGGAACCGAGGAGGAAACUCACGAGGCCCCCGCGGAAACCAGCCCGGCGCCGACACGUUCGACCACGGCGAACCCCCUGAACAAGUUGCGCAACCGAAACAGACUACAGGUCCAUCCAAAAUCGACCACCAGGUCGCCGGUGUCGCUGGCGCCUAGAAGAUCGCCGUUGUUGCCGCGUCGCAAAGUGACCGAAGCACCCGUUCCGCAAACCAGCCAGGAAGAGUCGUCCGAGGAACCGGAAACCUCCAGCGAGACGGAAGCUACCGAGGCUACGUCCGCCGAAACCAGCACAGCCGCGAGCACGAGACACGAAGAGACCAGAGGAUUCGGUGGACUGUUGGCGCCCAGGCGCAGGAUAGCGCCUCGACGCCCAGGACAGAUCGCACCUCGUGAAUAAUGCCGAGGCCUGCGCUUCUCGCGAACGCGGACUCGGUGAACGAGGAUGAUAAAAAAAAAAAACAGCUUCCAUCCAUCGAGACACUUGGCGAGAAUCGUCACCGCGGGCGAGAUCUAAGACGACUCGGGUGACUUGAACGCGGCUUAACGAGUCGAAGAGGCGUUAUAGAAAUCAUAGAUAACGAGAGAGUCUCGUCGGAGAUGGAAACGUACCGGCCGAUCGACAAGAGCGUCGAUUGGAGAUCGACUCUCCGCGGCUACGCUCUGAAUCGUGAUAGGAAAACUCGGCGGAAUUGAGUUUGAGGAAAAACUCCCGACAAUGGAUUCGCGACAGAUAGAUACAGGGGGUGGACGAAAUAAUGUGAACACCUGUGGACAAUCGAUAACGGAGUUGGGUUCGCAUUUGUCUUUGAUACAACUUCCUAUCCUAAAGUCACGUGCCUUUUCAAUGCCUUUCAAUGGAAUGUAAUCCCAUUCUUCUAUUGGAGUCUCUUUCAAUUGUUUUCGAAAUAUUGAAAGAAUUAAUUUGCUUUUCAUUCUAUUCUCGGAAACUACCAACGGUAAGACGAUGAUAUUUAGAUCAGGUGAUUGUCCUGAUCAGGAAAGACGUUGAAGUUUAUCUUGGGACCAUUUUCUAGACCCAAUAAUUUCCAUUAGAAUGUAGUCCCUUUCGAAAAGUGAAUUAUGCUUUUCACCUUUUACUUUCGAAAACUACCAAUAGAAGUAGUUUCUUCCUUUGAUUUUACUGAACGGUAAAGGUGUCGAAGAAAAAUUGAAUUAUGGAUGCAUUAUCGCUUUGAAAAGUAGCACCGUUGUUGGCAAACAGUACGUGAAUCAUAGCAUAAACCAGAACAUCUAGAAUGUCCAAGCAGACGAUGUCAGUGAUAAGACCAUUGUGAAUGAUCACAAAACCACCCCCAUGUUUAUCAGUUUGGAAACAGAUAGGUUGAAUGGUAGAUGUUCAUAUUGUUCCAUUUAUCUCCUGUAUGUACACUCAGGGUGGUUAAUCCGUUGCAUCUCGUAAAAUUGCCGAACAGCUAAAUUACGCCGCUUCCGUAAAUGUUUAGUUUCCCGAAUCGUACCUUUACCAUGGAAACGUCCAAAGUAAGUACUGUUGUAAACGCACCGAGAACGAUCGACGGGCAGCAGCAAACGUGCUACUGUUAUUGUAUUUUCCGAAUUUAAGCGCGGAAGAACGUGUUAUGUACACUUAUCCUAUUAUGCAUUUGCAAGCUAAAAAAAAUCGAUGUACAUAGUGAUUCUUUGCAACGUUACUCGCAUCCCUCGAUUGGUACUUUAAGCGUGUAAGUCCGUGCAUUAUCGCAACGCGUUGAUCGAUGUAAUCGCGAUGCCAUAGUCGAGAUUUUUCGAGAAUUUUUAAGAGGACGUGCGCGACAAUCGCAAUUGGAAAUGAUAAUACGAUUGAUAAUACGUCAUCUUUAUUUAAUAGCUAAGCGACGACAAUCACGGAAAGUCAUCGCGUCUACGCCAUUGCUGAAGCGAUCGACGAUACGUAUCCCCUCGAGCACGUACUUUUACAACCAAGUACGACGCGUGUCGUAUCGUAAUAAUAUUUUUGUAAUUACAAUGUUCCACGAUACACUGUAAAUAUGAUAUUGCAAUUAAACAU
Molecule: messenger RNA, 5066 nt
Organism: Hylaeus volcanicus
Lineage: Eukaryota; Metazoa; Arthropoda; Insecta; Hymenoptera; Colletidae
Exons: 9
Coding region: 558-3437 (959 amino acids)
Source: RefSeq, a predicted model, not a curated record